CGGUUUAAGAAUUGACACCCCUACCUUCACCCAACGAACAACGACUUUUAUCCUCUUACUCAUCAUUCGUUACCGAUCCGGUGCAAUACGACCUAUUAUAAUACGAAGUCUGUCAGAUUGUCCGAUUUAUCUUGGACCCACAACCUUCUAAGUAAAUCAAUUUCCAACCAAUUGAUCAACUUUGUUUCAAGUGGAGUGGAGCACCACAGUAUUUCCCUACUAUGGUAUGAGAAAAAGGGUGAUUUUGUCAAAAGACGAAAACGCCAAAGCCUUACUCAGAUCGAACCAUAAAAUAAAACGAAAACAUAGAUAUCAGAAUUCAGAAGUGGAGAUUGGAACUUGGGGGAUUGAUCCAUCUACAGAGAAGACGGAAGGGGAAGAGUUAACGGAGAGAUCGAAAGAGCGAAAAGAAGAACUGAAGAAUCAAAACGAUCGAGCAUCAUUUUUCAAUUGAUUUGCAGGAGAGUAGAAUCAAGGGAGGAUUCUCUCUCAUUUGAGUUGAAUUUGGAAGGAACAGAGGGAUUUAGAGAUCAGUAUAGGGAAAUGGGGAGCUAUAAGACGUUAUUCGGCUUUACGAGAAAGUUCAAAGCCGGCGAGACUGAGCCUCCGGCGGAUGUGAGAGCUGCCUUCAACAACUACUCCGAAAAGGGGAAUUACAUGACAGCCGAGCUGCUCCGUCGUUUCUUGGUUGAGGUUCAGGGUGAGGUCGAUGUGACAAUCGCCGAUGCGGAGCGUAUCAUUCAGCAGGUUAUUCAACGAAGACACAGCAUUACUAAAUUCGCUAGGCAUACGCUCACUCUAGAUGAUUUCUUCCAUUUCAUCUUCUCUGAUGAUCUCAAUGCCCCCAUUAAAAAUGAGGUUCAUCAAGAUAUGAGUGCUCCAUUAUCCCAUUAUUUCAUAUAUACAGGCCACAAUUCUUAUCUGACUGGAAACCAACUUAGUAGUGAUUGCAGCGACGUCCCAAUUAUUAAGGCACUGAAGAGAGGUGUAAGAGUGAUUGAGCUGGAUAUAUGGCCAAAUUCUUCAAAAGAUGAUGUGAAUGUUCUUCAUGGAAGGACCCUGACUACUCCUGUGUCACUGAUCCAAUGCUUGAGGUCCAUUAAAGAGCAUGCCUUUUCUGCAUCACCAUACCCUGUCAUUAUUACACUUGAAGACCACCUUACUCCAGAUCUUCAGGCUAAAGUAGCUGAGAUGGUCAUCCAAACAUUUGGAGAAAUGCUGUUCUACCCUGAGUCAGAGUCUGUGGUGGGAUUCCCCUCACCAGAAGCAUUAAAACAUCGGAUUAUUCUUUCCACCAAGCGACCAGAGUCUAAGAGUUUCCAGGAAAGAGGAAGUAACUCACAAAUAAAAGAUUUGCCAGAUGAAAAUUUAGUGGGGAAGAAGGGCUCAGACCCAAUGGCUGAACCCGAAUCUGCUGAUGAUAAGAGUGACUCUGAUCCUCAAGAUGAUGAAGAUAUGGAUGACAGUUAUUCACGCCAGUUUGGAGCGCCUCAAUACAAGCAUCUAAUUACCAUUCCUGCUGGGAAACCUAAGGGAGGUUUGAAAUUGGCACUAAAAGUGGAGCUCGAUAAAGUUAGACGUCUUAGUUUGAGUGAACAAGCACUUGAAAAGGCUGCAGAAUCUCUUGGGACUGAGGUUGUAAGGUUCACCCAAGCAAAUAUUCUGAGGGUAUACCCGAAGGGUACACGUGUUACCUCCUCAAAUUACAAGCCACUAAUAGGAUGGAUGCAUGGAGCUCAAAUGGUUGCAUUUAAUAUGCAGGGAUAUGGAAAAUCACUCUGGUUGAUGCAUGGUAUGUUCAGAUCCAAUGGAGGGUGUGGUUAUGUUAAAAAACCUGAUUUUCUGAUGAGAGUUGGCCCUCAUAUCGACAUUUUUAAUCCUAAAGCAACAUUGCCAGUUAAGAAAACUUUGAAGGUUAGAGUCUACCUGGGUGAUGGAUGGCGUUUGGAUUUCAGUCAAACACAUUUUGAUGCAUACUCCCCUCCGGACUUCUAUACAAGGGUAGGCAUAGCUGGAGUUCCAGCAGAUUCCAAGAUGGAGAAAACCAAGAAAAUAGAGGAUAACUGGAAUCCUACUUGGGAAGAAGAAUUUACUUUCCCACUAACAGCUCCAGAACUGGCUUUGCUUCGAAUUGAAGUAUAUGACAAUGAUGUGCAUGAGAAGGAUGAUUUUGGUGGACAGACAUGUUUACCCAUUUCAGAGUUGAAGCCAGGGAUCCGUUCAGUCCCACUAUUUGACCGCAAGGGUGAGAAGUUCAAGUCUGUAAAGCUUCUUAUGAGGUUUGAAUGGGUGUGAGACUGGGUUUUUCUUUCCUUAUUUUCUGUUGUGUAUAGUUGGUUGUACUUCCCACGUAUUGUGCUUUUCUUCAAUUAUAGGUUUGUGUUGUCCUCAUGGUACUGUAAAUCUUUUUCUUGUAAUUUAAGCUCUGAGUGUCUUAAAAUAAGAUGAUAUUGGAGUGUUACUGUUUA
This is a messenger RNA of Macadamia integrifolia, 2468 nucleotides long. Its product is annotated as phosphoinositide phospholipase C 6-like. The record is from RefSeq and is a predicted model, not a curated record. The transcript has 9 exons. Bases 544 to 2295 code for a protein of 583 amino acids. NCBI's taxonomy places the organism in Eukaryota, Viridiplantae, Streptophyta, Magnoliopsida, Proteales, Proteaceae. Gene Ontology annotation, molecular function: phosphatidylinositol-4,5-bisphosphate phospholipase C activity. Gene Ontology annotation, biological process: phosphatidylinositol-mediated signaling; lipid metabolic process.